AUGACUGCAGUACAGUCCAUAAGCCAUAUAAUAAAGCGCACACUUUCCCUCCGCACUAAACCACUCCAAUUCCCUCCAGCUCAGUGUGCCCCUCCAAUUCCUCAGCACGAACUUAUUAAUGAAGAAGCCUCCCCAGCUUACAACCCCAAAUACUUUUAUCCUGCUAAACCAGGGGAGUUACUUGCCAAUCACUAUCAGUUACUAGUGAAGAUCGGUUGGGGCACACAUUCGACUACAUGGCUGGCGAAAGAUAUCACAAGGUAUACACCCGACUUUGCUCCUUCUGAACAUUUCAUAACACUAAAAAUAAUAAACAACCGCAGCCUUGAUAAAGCUUACCAUGAACGUAACAUUGAGGAGCACAUUUCAAGGCAAAAUCCGUCUCACCGCGGCCGUGCGAUCAUUCAGACCCACCUUGACAGCUUCAAGGUGACAAGUUCCAAAGGAAGCCAUCUAUGCCUUGCAUACAAACCUAUGCGGGAACCUCUGUGGAUUCUCCAGAAACACUUUAUUAAUCAAAGACUCCCUCUCCCCAUUGCAAAGGCAUAUCUCCUUAUUCUCCUUACUGGUCUUGACUAUCUCCAUUCGGAAUGCAGGCUUGACAAUAUUUUGAUGACCUUCAAAAAUGAAGACGUCCUCCCCAACUUUCUCAAAGUACAGAUCAAUAACCUGCCCAUGCAAUGCAAAACAAACGCAAUGACUAGGCAAACAAUCUAUCGCUAUCACAAUGAUUUUAGGCCCCUGGACUGGAGAGAACUGAGAAAAAUGGUGCCUAAAAUCAUCAAUUUUAGGUUAGCAACUUCACUCAAGAACAACAGUCAAGGACAAGCAGGGAAGAGUGAAUUUAGUCUCCAUCCAAUACAACCAGACCAGUAUCGAGCUCCGGAGGUCAUACUUGGCUGCGGAUGGAGUUUUAGUGCAGAUAUAUGGAAUUUUAGGGUUCUGGCCUGGAACAUUAUUGAGCGCACGGAGCUGUUUCAUCAGGCGAAUGACGCUCAAGGGCAUUAUAAUGCCAAAGCACACAUAGCAGAAAUGAUCGCAUUGCUUGGCCCACCUCCAAAAGAGUUACUCGCAAAAUCCAAUGCCAUGACAGAUUUUAAAUGGCCCAACUCUAUCAGAAACAAGGGAGGCAAGCUCUCCAGAAACAGGCGAGAGUAUUUUGAGGGACCCUUUUUCAAUGAAAGAGAAGAGGAGGAGAGACCAGUCUUCUUAUCUUUUGUCAAAAAGAUGCUUACCUGGCUUUCAGAAGACAGACAAACAGCUGGUGAAUUAAUGGGACACCCUUUCUUAACCUGCUGA
Molecule: messenger RNA, 1299 nt
Organism: Aspergillus novofumigatus IBT 16806
Lineage: Eukaryota; Fungi; Ascomycota; Eurotiomycetes; Eurotiales; Aspergillaceae
Product: kinase domain protein
Exons: 5
Coding region: 1-1299 (432 amino acids)
Biological process (GO): protein phosphorylation; regulation of mRNA processing; spliceosomal complex assembly
Molecular function (GO): ATP binding; protein kinase activity
Source: RefSeq, a predicted model, not a curated record